GUCGGAUUUCUCCCCUCUCUUUCAGCCAAACGGUUCGAAAAUCAGGACUUCCGCCACUCACCGUUGCCACUGUUUUUGCUCCAGUCAUGUCUGCCGCCGAGGUUGCAGCAGCAGCAGCAUUUGAGCGCAUUGUGAACAUCACACAGAUAUACAUUGCGUCAACGUCAUCUAUAUGGUAUUGGGACUGGAUUGUAUGUUUACCAGCGGAGUGGAAGUAUAUCUGGAAGUCCGACUGGUCGGCUAUCAAGAUUCUGUACUUGUUCGUGCGUUACUAUACGCUCGUAGAUAUGAUAAUGGCCGACAUAUGGUUCCUUGGUGAAUGGACAGAAGAAGCAUGUGCAAAAAACCUCAAAGUCUUACCAUAUUUCACCGUCCUUGUCGAUGUAUCUGUCGAAUUGGUACUGGCUCUACGUGUAUAUGCGCUGUUUGGCCGUAGUAGGAUUGUAUUGAUCUUCCUAUCGAUCAUGAUGACUGGCUUCACAGGCGUGAUGCUCGCUACUUGUGCCCUCGGAGCGACUUAUGCAAAACUGCCAUCCUGGCCAGGCCCUUGUCUUAUUGCUUCACAGCCGUCCAUUGCCGGUCCCAAUUUCAUUAUCGCUUUCUAUGCGUCACCUAUGGCCGUCGAUUUGGUCUUGACAGCGAUGACUAUCUGGCGAAGUGUCCGCCACAAAGCUAUGGGCUCGUCAUCGACUCGGUCGUUGAUGAAUGUCUUCAUCAAAGAGGGUAUUUUCUACUUCGUCGCUAUCUCCUCGCUCAACCUCAUCAAUGUGAUUUUCUUCUUGCAAAAGAACACGCUUAUCCAGUCCAUAAACGCGGCUAUGAGCAUUCAGCUGUCCGUUGUUUUAUCUUGCCGUCUCGUUCUCAACCUUCGUGCGACACGCAACCGUACCAGUGCACCGCGUAUCAACAAAUUCAGCAAUACCCUUGGCCGCUGGGUCGCCGACUUCGCUGCGGAGGAUUCGACUGAUCCGAACGCUUCGAUUGCUCUCAGCCCGAGGCCACCACACGAUCGGUCGACGGCAUCGAUUCCUCAGAAGGACGAUCAGCCCACGGUCGGCAAUGGUAUUAUGGUACGAUGGGAGCAAGAAGUAAACUACGGAGAUAAUUGGGGAGAUAGGAAGAGGGUCGAUGACCCAGAGCUCGGCAGGGACUCUGUCGUUGUACAAGAAUGAUUGCGUUCAUGACUACUGAUGUCUUGUUUUCUUCUUCUUCUUACAUCCAUCUUCCUCUUACCGCUUGGCGGUUCAGGACUCCUCAUUCGUUCCAUCCCGGUCUUGCAUGCACCGUACAAAUAUCCUGUGGUGGCUAGUAACUUU
Messenger RNA from Stereum hirsutum FP-91666 SS1, 1316 nucleotides. RefSeq lists its product as uncharacterized. Lineage: Eukaryota; Fungi; Basidiomycota; Agaricomycetes; Russulales; Stereaceae. The coding region runs from base 87 to 1172 and encodes 361 amino acids. The record is from RefSeq and is a predicted model, not a curated record. The transcript is spliced from 14 exons.